Messenger RNA from Hyaloscypha bicolor E, 1195 nucleotides. RefSeq names its product UDP-4-keto-6-deoxy-glucose-3,5-epimerase/ UDP-4-keto-rhamnose-4-keto-reductase. The coding region runs from base 99 to 980 and encodes 293 amino acids. The record is from RefSeq and is a predicted model, not a curated record. NCBI's taxonomy places the organism in Eukaryota, Fungi, Ascomycota, Leotiomycetes, Helotiales, Hyaloscyphaceae. Gene Ontology annotation, biological process: S-adenosylmethionine biosynthetic process. Gene Ontology annotation, cellular component: methionine adenosyltransferase complex. Gene Ontology annotation, molecular function: methionine adenosyltransferase regulator activity. The transcript has 3 exons.
CUCCAAACUUUGACUUUGUCUUCACCGACACCAACACUCAUUUCUCCGCAACCAACAAACGCCAAACACUAAACAAAACCCUUCGCAGAUUAAACGAUAUGGCUUCCAAGAAUGUUUUCCUAAUAUGGGGCGGCGAAGGCUGGGUUGCUGGACACUUGAAGACUCUCCUCGAGAGCCAAGGAAAGGAAGUCCACACCACGACAGUUCGCAUGCAAAAUCGAGAAGGUGUCAUCGCGGAGCUGGAGAAAGUCAAGCCUACACACGUCCUGAACGCUGCUGGUUCAACUGGACGACCGAAUGUCGAUUGGUGCGAGGAUCACAGGGAGGAGACUAUCCGAAACAAUGUUAUCGGUACCCUCAACUUGACCGACUGCUGCUUUGAGAGGGGCAUUCACAUCACCGUCUUCGCUACUGGAUGUAUCUAUACCUACAAUGACGAACACCCAAUUGGCGGCCCAGGAUUUCUCGAGACUGACAAGGCCAACUUCGCUGGCUCAUUCUACUCGGAAACCAAGGCACACGUCGAGGAGGUCAUGAAAGCAUACUCCAAUGUUCUCAUUCUCCGACUCCGAAUGCCAGUCAGCGACGACCUCCAUUCCCGCAACUUCGUCACCAAGAUCGCCAAGUACGAGCGAGUGGUAGACAUUCCCAACUCCAAUACCAUUCUCCACGACCUCCUCCCAGCCUCUAUCCUCAUGGCCGAACACAAGGAUAUCGGUAUCUACAACUUCACAAACCCAGGGGCCAUCUCCCACAACGAGGUUCUGUCCCUCUUCAAGGAAUACGUCCGCCCAGACUUCACCUGGAAGAACUUCACGCUGGAGGAGCAAGCCAAGGUCAUCAAGGCCGGCCGAAGUAACUGCAAGCUUGACACCACGAAGUUGAUCAACAAGCUCAAGGAGUACAAGUUCGAGGUCCCAGAGGUUCACGAAGCGUACAAGCAAUGCUUCCAGCGCAUGGCUGCUGCUGGUGUGAAAUAGACUCGCCUAGAUUUUCCUUUUUUUAAUAUUUUUUUAUUUAAAAAAAGUCGUUUGAGGAGCUUAGAAUUCACAUGGGAGAUGCUAGCUAAUGAAGACAAGAAUCAAGACCUCUUUUUUUGUUUUGUACAAUGGAUAAUGUGCAAGUAACUGAAUUGGGAAAGCAUUUCUCAAUGGCAAACUGCAUUGUGUGACUUAUGAAUAAAAAAAGAAAUUAC